GCAACCUUCUAGGCAUGUGUAGUUCACACAGCGUCGCAGAUGAUGAAACUCUCUUCCAUUCUUCCGUUUGAGGUGUCGCUUCUGCUGUAGAUCAUGGACAUGGGGAAUGCCACAGCAGGGUUCAUUCUCCUGGGACUCUUUAACAACACCAGAGCCCAUCUGGUUCUCUUUGUGCUGGUUCUGACUGUGGCCCUCAACUCCGUAGUAGGCAAUGCCCUCCUGCUUCUCCUGAUUCACCAGGACCGCCGGCUCCAUACACCCAUGUACUUUCUCCUGAGCCAACUCUCCCUUAUGGACAUGAUGCUGGUCUCCACCAUAGUGCCCCAAAUGGCAGCUCAUUAUUUAAUGGGCAAGAAGUCCAUCUCCACUGCUGGCUGUGGCUUCCAGAUCUUCUUCUUCCUCACACUGGAAGGUGGAGAGUGCUUCCUCUUAGCAGCCAUGUCCUACGACCGCUACGUGGCUAUAUGCCACCCUCUGCGCUACCCGGUUCUCAUGAGCCGGCAGUUAUGUCUGAGACUGAGCUUGGGGUCUUGGCUCCUGGGAGCAGCCGAUGGAGCCAUGCAGGCCGCCGCCACCCUGAGCUUCCAGUUUUGCAGCGGGAAUAAAAUAGAUCACUUCUUUUGCGAGGCCCCUGUGUUGUUGCGCCUGGCUUGUGGUAACAAGGCUGCCUUUGAGUUUGUCAUGUACAUCUGCUGUGUGCUGAUGCUUCUGGUCCCCUUCUCCCUCAUCCUGACAUCGUAUGGCCUCAUCCUGGCCACUGUCCUCCAAAUGAGAUCCGCAGAAGCCUGCAAGAAGGCCUUUGCCACCUGCUCCUCACACUUAGCAGUAGUGGCCCUCUUUUAUGGAGCUGCCAUUUCCAUCUACAUGAGGCCCACCUCUUCCAGGUCAGCUAACCAUGACAAGAUUGUAUCGGCAUUCUACACCAUUGUCACCCCCAUGCUGAACCCCCUCAUCUACAGUCUUCAGAACAGUGAGGUCAAGGGCAGCCUGAGAAAGUGUGUAGCCCACUGUGCUUCCCUAACUAGGAAGGAUGCCUUGGUUGGCUUGGAUUUUGGUGGUUGUACAAAGAGGAAAGGUGUACAGUAGCCCCCUUUGCGGGGAUAACGUUUCAGGAUGCCC
Messenger RNA from Onychomys torridus (southern grasshopper mouse), 1119 nucleotides. RefSeq names its product olfactory receptor 2T8-like. The transcript has a single exon. The coding region runs from base 94 to 1086 and encodes 330 amino acids. Gene Ontology annotation, molecular function: olfactory receptor activity; G protein-coupled receptor activity. The record is from RefSeq and is a predicted model, not a curated record. Lineage: Eukaryota; Metazoa; Chordata; Mammalia; Rodentia; Cricetidae. Gene Ontology annotation, biological process: G protein-coupled receptor signaling pathway. Gene Ontology annotation, cellular component: membrane.